AGGCUGAUGCCUUGCUUGGGGGCCAAAUUCUGACUCAGCCCACUGAUCAACAUUGCACAUUUCAGGCGUCACUGCUUGCACUCAGAUCACAUCGACCCGCUAUCCAUGGCGUCUCAGUAUACCCGACUGCCUGUGCAGCCCGCGGGAGAGGGGCAAACUAAUGAUCGAUACGAGCUCGGGAGGUUCCAGCAGCAGGUACCAGAGCGAUAUGAACGAUUCACACCGCAGCCACCUGCGCCAUACGUGAGCCCUUAUCUCGCACAAGAUAACAGCUAUACAUCUUAUCAAGGCAAUAUACCGGAAUCGAAUUCGCCGGUGUCGAGCAUCACAAACCCAGGGUCGAAGGCGACAAAAACAGCUGUGGCCUCCGUAAACUCGCUGACCUCUCAGCAUGAUCAAAGUUUAACGCAUCCAGAGUCAGCCAAACCAAAUCCAGCUUUACGAGCAACACUUCUGUCAUGGGGAUUUGAGCUCUUCGCUGUAACGGUCAGUCUCGGUGCCCUGCUGGCGAUAAUUCUGGUCUUAAGGCGCGAGGACGGCAAACGUCUCACAGAAUGGAGGCUCGCUAUAACACUGAAUACAGUUAUUGCCGCCCUCGGCACUUUGGCCAGGACCACGCUAGCAUUUGCAUUGAGUGCCUGCGUGGGACAGCAAAAGUGGAAUUGGCUUCGCAUGAGAUCUGAUCAACUUGUUGCGUGGGAGCGAUUCGACGAGGCGAGUCGAGGGCCAUGGGGUGCAACUCGACUCUUCAUCUGGCUACGAGCUAGACACUGGGCGGCCCUCGGCGCUUUGGUCAUCAUCGGUACCGUGGCUUUUGAUCCCUUCCUCCAGGCCGUGAUAUCUAUACAGGGACAGUUGGAUGAUGACAUUGCCGUGGCCCAUGUUCCCCAAGCUCUUGUCAUUGACGCUGGAACCAUCGUGGAGAUCUCGACUGUCGCCCAGAGCAGAUGGACUACGUCGGCUGGGACCUUGACACUGAACGGAGACUCGUCCGCUCAGCCUGACUUCGGUAUAAUCAGUGCAGUCUACAACGGGUUCCGUAACGAUAGCUCGUGGUACCGCGACGAACAAGUUGUUAGCAGUGUUUGUACAACAGGCAACUGUACGUGGGCCCCUUAUACCUCCGCAGCCAUGUGCAGCACUUGUAACGAUCUUUCCGAUCAAGUAUCUGUGAGCAGAGGAGCUGGCAACAAGUCAAGUACCGUUCCUGGUCCAACUAAUGUGAUGUUCACUGGAAAUGUCACCAACUUCCUACUACCAUACGCCAAUCUGGUGAAUGCCAAUACUCAAGAAUAUGAGAGUCCAGAGGGUGGUAAACGAUCGGGACAGGAAGCCACACUCCUGACAGCGAAUACAACAUUGGACGCACUUGCGACGACAAGCUUCCAGGACCUACAGACCAUGAUAGUAUCCUUCGUCAUCAUGAGAGCAGCAGAGGAGUGGAUGCAGGGUGAGGUAGCGUGGAACAAUUCCAAACCCAUAGCCACGGAGUGUGCCCUUUACUUGUGUGUGAACAAGUAUCAAACCGAGAUCCGAGAUGGCAAACUCAAAGAAACCGUAUUAAGCUCGUGGGCUGUGAGGGAUAAAGAGUCCUAUAAAGCUAGCUUAAACUCGUCUAUCUUUGAAACAGGCCCUGAAGUCGACGCUUUCCUAGCCGAAAAGGGUGACAUACUCUAUGAUCGAAACAUUGUGCGAACAGACCUUCGACUGUUGGUUCCUGAAGGCGAGAGCGAGGGAAUCGAACCACGGACGUUUAACGUAUCUUACGCAUUUAUAAGGACCAUUUCAGAGUUCAUGAAGACUUUUACCGCCGGAGCCAAAGACACAGGGCAGAUGAUGGCUUUCCCAUCAUGGGAUGGUCGCAUGGGACCCUUGGUCAACGCAUUAUGGGCAUCUCAAAAUCUCACUGAGACCUUCGAUCACGUCGCACGGAGCCUGACGAACCAGGUACGCAAGACAGCCACCAACGCCUCGCACAUCAACCAAGUGGAAGGAACGACGCAGAAGUGGGAGACUCAUGUUCGCGUACGCUGGGCAUAUCUGGCUUUCCCCGCUGCCAUGAUAGCUCUCGGGAUUGUCUACGUUCUGCUCACGAUCGUUGAAUCCACGCGACUACAUCUUCCGGCAUGGAAGGAGUCGGCUCUUCCAAGUCUGCUGCACGGUCUGGACAGCGAAACGCAGAGUUUGCUUCGAAAUGCGCAAUCACAAGCAGCUGGCAUGAAAGCCAAUGAGACGGUUGUGAGAUUCGGAUAUGACGAGAAGAGCGACUGUCUGCGUCUUGUAGCCGAGCGCGAUAUUGUUCGCUGAUCUUGACGAGGCGUACUCGAUGGUGCCACAAGUACACCUGUAGUGAUAGUUCUGAAGGUUUUACUCUUAUGCAAGGCAGUGAGCGUUGACUGAACCAAGUUCGAUGAUCAAGACCAAAAUAGCAUACGAGCACGUGCACUGAUCAGGUAG
Molecule: messenger RNA, 2457 nt
Organism: Boeremia exigua
Lineage: Eukaryota; Fungi; Ascomycota; Dothideomycetes; Pleosporales; Didymellaceae
Exons: 2
Coding region: 106-2307 (733 amino acids)
Source: RefSeq, a predicted model, not a curated record